This is a messenger RNA of Salvia hispanica, 1398 nucleotides long. NCBI's taxonomy places the organism in Eukaryota, Viridiplantae, Streptophyta, Magnoliopsida, Lamiales, Lamiaceae. The record is from RefSeq and is a predicted model, not a curated record.
AUGGCUUCCAGUGCUAUCUUGUUCAUCACAUUAGCGUUCCUCAAUUCCAUUCUCAUCUCCUUGGCCUUUGACCCUAGUCCUCUGCAAGAUAUCUGCGUUGCACCUCCCUUAGGACUCGCAACGUCAAUAUGCAGGGACCCAAGACUUGUCACCGCAAACGACUUCUUCAUGACCGGCCUGGACAGGCCGGGACCCUUCAACGCGUACGGCGUCACCUUUGUCGUUGCAUCCGUACUCACAAUCCCGGAGUUGAACACCCAAGGCCAGUUUCUUAUACGCGCAGAGCUUGCGCCAAACGGGUACUUCCCGCCUCACACGCACCCUAGGGCGUCAGUUUUCUCUGUAGUUAUGACGUCUUCUGCUUCUGUGUCUACCAACGUGCAAAACAUACCUAUGUUGAAUGGGUCAAAUUUCAAGGAUUGGAAGGAAACCCUUCUGAUCACUUUGGGCUGCAUGGAUCUUGACCUCGCGUUAAGGACUGAGAAACCCGCCCCUCUUACGGAUGUAAGUACCGCUGAUCUUAAGCGGGACUUUGAGAGGUGGGAACGCUCGAAUCGCGUGAGUCUUAUGAUCAUCAAGCGCAGCAUCCCAGAGGCCUUUCGGGGCACGGCUUCUGAGGAUAUUGCUAAUGCUAGUGAAUACCUUGCCAAAAUUGAGGAGCGUUUUGCUAAAAACGAAAAGUCCGAGACAAGUACGCUUCUGGCAAACUUGAUCUCAAUGAAGUAUAAGGGCAAGGGCAACAUAAGGGAGUACAUCAUGCAGAUGUCUCAUAUUGCUUCAAACUUGAAGGCGCACAAACUUGAAGUCCCUGAGGACUUACUUGUGCAUUUGGUGUUACUCUCUCUUCCUACACAAUUCAGUCAAUUUAAGGUCAGUUAUAACUGUCAGAAGGAGAAGUGGUCUCUUAAUGAGCUCAUUUCAUAAUGUGUACAAGAAGAGGAGAGAUUGAAGCAAGACAGAGUUGAGGUUGCUCAACUGGCUACUAGCUCAAGCAAUAAGGGAAAGGGCUUAAAGAGAAAGCCUAUUGAGAAUGCUGCUGUGGACAAGGGACCAUCACAAAAGAAGCAACAUAAGGAAAGUGGUUGCUACUUCUGUGGGAAGUCUGAUCAUAUGAAGAAGAAUUGUGCCAAGUACACCGCCUGGCGUGCUAAGAAAGGGCUGUCUGAGCUGCCGAAAGCCAACUGAUGGUGAAAGAUACAUCUAUGUGGGAGAUGGCAAGUCGGUGGAAGUAGAAGCUAUUGGGCAUUUUAGAUUGUUGUUAAAGACUGGAAUUUUUCUGGAUUUGAAAGAUACUUUUAUUGUACCGUCAUUUAGACGGAAUUUGGUUUCUAUUUCUGCAUUGGACAAAUUUGGUUUUUCUUGUUCAUUCGGGAAUAAUAAGUUUACUCUUUCAAAUAA